AUGAAGCUGUCCAGGGAUGGCAGCAGCAUCGCAUACACUGUGGACCCCGGGGAUGGGAGCGAGCGGCUGCAGGUUCAUGUGCAGCGGAUAGGCAGUGCAGGCCUCGGCACCAGGCUGCCCCAGCUGGAGGGCAGCGUCAGCAUCGAGUGGAGCCAUGACGGCAGCCACCUGUACUGCACCCGCGCAGACGGGCUGGGUCGGCCCAGCAGGGUGGAGAGGGUGGACGUUUCAGCGCCUGAGCACGCCAGGCCUGAGUGCAUCUGCGAGGAGCCGGAUGCUGCCUUCUGGCUGGACAUCGGCAAGACCAAGGACUGGAGGUACCUGGUGGUGAGCAGCAACGCCAAGCGCAGCAGCGAGGUCCGAGUACUGGACUGGGAGGCCGGGGAGGGACCAGGGAGCCUCCGCCUGGUCCACCCACGCUCGCCGGGGCUGGAGUACUUUGUGGAGCAUGCCGACGGGUACUUCUACAUGCUGAGCAACGCGCAGCGGGAGGACGGUCAGUACUCCCUCUUCCGGAUCCCGGCGGAAUCAUCCUCCCCAUCUCCCCCACCCGAGCGCUGGGAGUGUGUGGUUCCUGCGGGGACGCAGGGGCUGGUACUGGAGGACUUUGACGCCUUCCGGCGAUGUCUGGCCGUGUUUGCUCGUGACGCGGCCACCGGCCUCCCCCUCUUGGCCCUGCUCAAACUGGAAAGGGCGACCGGGGCCCCGCCCCAACUCGUCCCCGUGCCCCUCCCCGCCUGGGCCACCGCCCUGGACCCCGGCGCCAACGCGGACUUUGAGGCGGCCAGCCUCCGCGUCACGCUUUCCUCCCCUGGGCGUGUGCCCGUGGCGGCGGACGUGGACCUGGACGCCGGCGCGCUGCGCACGCUGAGCGGGGAGAGUCCCAGCGCAGCCGUGGGAACCCUGCGCACACAUGGACGAUCAUCCGACGGCACGCUGGUGCCGCUGACCAUCUCUCACGCCGGCCCCUUCCCCCCCGCCGGCGGCGCGCCUGCCUGGGUGGAGGUGUACGGCGCGUACGGGCGCUGCCUGCCCUGCGACUGGGCGCCGGAGCGCGCGGCGCUGCUGCAGGCCGGCUGGGUGCUCGCCGGCGCGCACGUGCGCGGGGGCGGGGAGCUGGGCAGGGCCUGGCACGCGGCCGGCCGCGGUGUGCACGGCUUGCAGGCCCGCGUCGAUGAUUUGGCGGCUUGCAUCGACGCGCUGGUGGAGCGAGGGUACACCAGCUACGACCGCAUCGUUCUCAGCGCGCACAGCGCGGGGGGCGUGGUCGCCGCGGGGCUGGUGCAGCGCGACCCCGGGGCGGUGGGGGCCCUGGUCCUGGAGGCGCCCUUCCUCGACGUGCUGACCGUGCAGUGCAGGCCUGACCUGGCGCUGACGGUGCACGAGUACGAGGAGUGGGGCGACCCGCACUCCACCGCCGGCUUCCUGCAGGCGCGGCGAGGGGGGGUGCAGACGGCCUGCCCGUACCAGGGCCUGAGGGGGGGCGCCUUCCCUCCCACCCUCAUCACCGCCUCGAGCACCGACACCCGGGUGCCGGUGUGGGGCCCCCUGAAAUGGGCUGCCAGGGCCCGGGCCAUGAACCAGGGGCCUGCGCCCAUCCUUGUCGCGCCCGACCUGCACGCUGGGCACGCUGCGCACGAGUCGCAGCGGCUGGAGCUGGCGGCCCUGCUGCAGGCCUUUGCCAUGCGGGCGCUGGGCCUGGCAUGA
Auxenochlorella protothecoides is the source of this 1707-nucleotide messenger RNA. RefSeq names its product Prolyl endopeptidase-like protein. The transcript is spliced from 5 exons. Gene Ontology annotation, biological process: proteolysis. Bases 1 to 1707 code for a protein of 568 amino acids. Gene Ontology annotation, molecular function: serine-type endopeptidase activity. The record is from RefSeq and is a predicted model, not a curated record. Lineage: Eukaryota; Viridiplantae; Chlorophyta; Trebouxiophyceae; Chlorellales; Chlorellaceae.